AUGGCUACUUCUCGAAGAUUGCAUUCUACCACGUUCUUGGUAAUUUUCUUGGUAUGGGCGAGCGUAUUGGAAAGUUGGGGACAGCACUGUGGGAAAACAGCAUAUGGAAGUAAGAGAACUGAUUAAUUGAUAAGCUUGCUGUAAGCGAGCGAGAUUCUAAAAAUGCAGGCUUUUCUUUCUUUUCUGUUUUUUUUUUCGUGUGACCGACCCAAAUGGUAGGCUAUAUACUCCGAGACAUUCUUAGGGGAGACCGUGGAGGCUGGGGAUAAGAAUCGUCACGACUUUCAUUGUAUUCAAAUGAGUCUCGUGAUGAGCAUGUUGUUUAUCUUCGGCGAUGACUGAAAUCUAGGCAUUAAGUUGAUCACGUUUGUGUUCGCUGUUUGCCAAUGAUGUAAUGAUGUAAUUUUCCCCAUUUUCACGUUGUAGUCGUACAACGACGGCUAAGAAAUCGCGAUCAACGUUAAAAGUUGUUGUUUAAGCUCUCUAUUGGUGCAAUUACUGAACUCUACGGUUAGAUAGAUUCACUUUGUUGUAUGUAUAUACGCUGUGGCUAUAUACUCGGCAGCCGAGAAGGGUCAUACAAAAAACUAAAUGCCCAGCAGUCAGAGAAUUUUUAGGAAUUUUGGAAAAUCCUUUUUUCUAAUUGUUUGACAGUAGUAUUCUUUCUUAAUUUAAAAUGACCAAGCGAUCAGGUAAACAAAACUGGCUUCGCAGCUGAGCGUUUGUGAUUUGUUGGGCAUAGAGUGGAGUCGACGCUAUUUCGACACUUUCAAAAAAAGCUUUGUAUGACUAGCAGCGCGUGACUCACGGGCACGAUUUCACACAGGCUAGAUACUGGGUAGUCUAAAAGCGGAGCUGGAAAGUUAAAAAGCUUCCUCUUCAGCUCCAGAAUGCAUGCAUACUAGCUUCGAUCAGUUUCCCAAAUAAAACGGAGAGAGAGUGCUUUGAUUUUAAAACUAAGUAUUUCGCAACCUCUGCUCGCCUUCAGCUAGACUCUUGACACAGCUUGAUAUACUGGUGGUGCUGCUGAAUCCUGGGAAAAGGUUCGUCUAAUUAUGGAAAAUUUACGCGAAUUCUCUUCAAAAUAUUCUAUCCUGGUUUAGAAUUGGUGGGUGACGAGAAACAUCCCCCCUUUGAGUGUUACUUCACUGACUGUGAUCUCCCUAAUAACACUUGAUGACUUUCGCGAUCCCCCCACCCAAUGUCUUCAUUUUCCAAGCAAAUUUGAGCGGUUUCUCCUCUGCCCUGAUCCUUCCAAAGUUUUCAGUGAUCUCCCGUUUUGGGGUCUCAAUUACGACCGAUCCCCUCUUUUGUUCUCCUAAAAAUCAAGUAAUCCCCCUACCCCUUCCAAAAAAAAUUCCACCUUUUGGCGUUCGCACCGCUUCCUUGAUUCAUCCUUAUUGAUUUGUUGGCUUGAUCUUGCGGUGUAGGGGUGGGUGGAGAGUACAUAAUAAAAAUAAUUUAAGACAUUGUAUUAUUGAUAAGAAUUGUCCUCUUGAAUAUCUUUUUCUUUUAAAUAUAUGUAAGACGCCCCACAAGUGGACUUCUUUGCCACUGUUCAUGAUGACAGUUCGCUUUCAGAAAAUCCACAACGUUUUUACAACGAUAUUCUUGUGCAAAAGGACUCCAAUGUUGCCUUGACAUGCACUGCAAAGGGGCCGAAAGAGCCAUCUGUGUGGGCAAGCUCCCACUACUUUUAUCCGUAUGAAAUGAACUGGUUUGUCAACUCAACGUAUCUGGAGAUGCCUGACUGCACUUGCAAAAAACCCUACCCGCCGAAUAAAACCUGUAUUCUGAAUUUGGGUAAAGUACAGCCAGAUGACCGUGGGAGAUAUUUCUGCCAGGCAGUUAACCGAGGGGGAUGCACUUAUAAGGAACUGAAUCUUAUUGUCACUGGUGGUUACGGUACUACCACUGGUUCAAGUAAGUAACGAAAUUCAGAGCCAAAUCUUUCAAUCUUUCAAUCUUUCAAUCUUUCUUUAUUUCACACUAUAUAAGACAUUUACACAAGUGUGCGUAAGUAGGGGAACAAUGUAGCUGUAAAUUUAUUAGAACUGACAAUCAUUUGUAUGCAAGUUAAGGGAUGUGACUUCCCUGGUUUCAUUGCAAAAAAUGCUGGUGACCCUGUGGUUUUCAAUGAACAAAAACAAAAACUAAAAAGAACCACAGAGACUACAGAGAACUCAAUAUCGUACUAGGAUGGCCAUGUGAAUGUCACUUGAAUAGGUUAUUUAAAAAGUAGAAGGGAUUGAUGUCCAAAUUUUCACUAUUGAGGUGAGUGACUAAUGUAUACACGCAAAUACAGUGAAACAAACACAUAGCAUGAGUCGAUUAAAAAAACAAACAAUGCUGUCGUUUAAUUGCACUGUAUAUGUAGCCCCCAUACACGGUCCUAAGAUUCAAAUUGUCAAAAGGGGUUAUAACCUGUUACACAUAGUUCCAAAAGUUACAGUGGAAUAAAAGAAUUAAACGGGACGUUACAUGAUGGACUUAGUAUCCGUUACAUAGGGGUUACUAGCCGUACUAACGUAUUGUAAAUUAAUGUUUAGUGUAAUUCGCUAUUCCAAAAUUACCUCAUCUAUCGUUUACAGCGACAGAUGUGAGUUUUACUGUGGCCACUAAGGAAAGUUUUUGUGGUUUGUGACCACCCUAUGACAUAUUUUUUUUUUUCUUUCCAUCAUUUGGUUUAGAACAAACCUCCAAAACACCACAUUACGAGCACCUGGUGCAAGCAAUAUCUGAGUCCCCAGUAACACAUGUGGUCCCACCAACUUCUGUGCAGGACCAAGCAACAAAAGUUUCCUCAGUAACACCCACAGUGCAAAGUGCAGUGCAAGCAUGAUGAUGAUGAUGAUACCUUUAUUAAAGUGUCACAAUAAUAAGUUAAAAAAGAAUAAAUCAAUUAAUUAAUUAAUUAAAAAUGGAAAAAAAGAAUAUAAGAAUUAAGAAAUUAAGAAAAAACUGUGUACAGUAUAAGCAAAUAAGAAAGUCGGGAGAACUAUAUACGAUAUGUGCAAAUGUAUCCAUUAUCUUAUAAAAAAUAAGAAAUAAAAAAUUAAAAAAUGCAAAGAGAGCAGUUAUUGUCAUCCGAUGUUAUACUUGAAGGAGGACAACUUGGAAGCUUUUUUCACACGUUACUAGGAACAGAGCUCCAUACCUUUGAGCCCAUAUACCUGAGCGAGUGCUUUCCAAAGGAGACUGUGUUGAAUCUGGGUAUAGUGAAGUCAUGAUUGCGCAGUAUAUAGUUAAUUGCAGGUUUAAAAAGAGAUUGCUAAUGUAUGUUGGGCACAUGUUUUUAACUUUAUACAUGAGAAUAGCUAUGUCCUGUAGUCGCCAGUUGUGUAGAGUAGAUGGCCCGGCUAUAGAUACUAAUUGACCGUAGGACGAAUGUUUAUCACAAUAUAUAGCCCUAAGUGCUCUCUCCUGGAUACGUUCUAGUCUUCUAGAAUCACUAGCACUGCAAAAAUGCUAUAUAAGAUGACAGUAGGUUAAAUACGGGAGAACAGCUGCCUUAUAUAACUAUAACUUAGUUUGUGUGGCUAUAAGGUUCCUAAGCCCCAUGAGAACGCCUACCCGCUGGGCGCUCUUCUUAGAGAUACUACUUAUAUGUACAUCAAAACGAAGAUCGUUAUCAAUACAGACACCUAAUAGCUUGAGACAUUCAGUGGAUCUGACUUCAUGAUUGUCAAUCAUAAUACUGUCCAUAGACUCCCUUCGGCAACCAAGUGCCAUUGUCUGGUAAUUGUCCAAAUUUCCUUUUAGUAAAUUAGCUCUGUACCAUGAAGAUGCUGACUCAGCGCAAACAGCAAGAUCAUCAUGCACAUCAGAGAGGGUACUGCUAACGGCAUAAAACUGGUGGUCAUCUACAUACAUAUUCAUGUUCGCAACAACAGUAUAAGUCAAAUCGUUUUGGAAAAUGUUCCAGAUAAGAGGUCCAAAUGCAGAACCCUGUGGGCAUCCCCUGGUCACCCUCUGCCACUUACUCACUACAGAUCCUAACUUCACCCUGUUAUAACGGUCUGUGAAAUAGGAGCCCAUCAAUCGCAGACUUCCUUCCUCAACACCAUAAGCUUUAAUUUUUGCAAGUGUAAGUGGAUGGUAAAGUGAAUCGAAGGCUUUGCUCAUGUCCGUGGAGAGAACUCCCACAACGUUUGUCGCACAGUUUGAUAUUAAAACCAUAACUGAGUUGCUUGCUGAGUAAUUGUUCAAAGAGUCUGUUUACAGUAACUUGUACAGUCUGGGUCUGUAGUUUCCCUUUUCAUGGGGAUCUUCCUUCUUAAAAACGGGUGUCCGUUCACCGCUUUUCCAUCCCAAGGGCCACUCUCCGAGGGUUAUACAUGAAUUAAAUAGUGACGUCAAUGGAUUUGUUAGCUCAGUAGCUCCAAGCUUGAGCGCCAUGGGUGGGAUGCCGUCCCAGCCUGUACUCUUCCUUACGUUGGGGUUUUGCAGCGCCUUUUCAACUUCAAAACUCUGAAGAUUCUGAAACUGGAAGCCAUGAUCCUGUCAUCUUCUGCGUAUUAUUCUGGACACUAGGGUGGGUGGCGAGAACUUUGUCAUCAACCGCACUGUUGUCUCCAAUCCCAUCAGCCACAGUAGCAAAAUAUUCAGACAAGUGAUUAGAAACCGCACAUUGAUCUCUACAGAUGGUCCCAUUGAUACUUAGGCUGAGCUCAUUUGUGCUAACCUUGUACUUGUCAGUCAGAAAUGGCAUAAAUGUCUUAUAGAACUCACUCGGCUUGCACUUAAACUUAGUGGCUUGCUCUUUCCAAUAUGUCCUUAUUGCCUUUAUCCGGAAUCGGGUGGCCUCGUUUCUGGCUAUCCGCAUAGCUUCCCAGUUCUCACUGUUUUGUUCCUUGAGAUACUUUCUUGCCGCCCUCCUCUUAGCUCUCAUAGCACCUUUCCAUUCUUUAGUCAUGUAUGGAACAUCCUGAGCCCUAACCCGCAUCUUCGACGUAGGCAUAUGUGUAUUGACAAUACUGGACAGAAGCAUUUCCAUAAAAUUUGCCUUGUCGUUACAUGAAUUGAAAAAUUCACUAACAUGCCAAGGAGCAUACACUAGAUCUUCUUUGUAUCUCUCCACAUCAAAAUCCUUUAGAGAUUUAAAUGUUACAAUCUUGCCUUUCUGGUGUUUUACCGUCUCAUUCAAGAAUCCAUAAAUAAGUCCGUGGUCACUGAGUGCAGGAUCAUGUACCCCACAAUUCUCAAAUAGUUCCGGGUGGUUAGUGAAAAUAACAUCGAUCAAGCUGUUAGUGACAAGAGAGCCUCUCAUUUGUAUUCGAGUGGGUUCGGUUAUCAUACAUUCAAGGCCCUGUUCCACCUCAAGAUCAAGCAGAAGCUUUCCUUCAAGGCUGCUGGGUUCCAUCCUGUUCAGGUUUAGGUCGCCUGUUACUAUAACUGUUGGACAUUGAAUGCUAGCCCAGUUGGCAAUAUGACUUAAUUCCUCCUCAACUAGAAGUCUGUAUUUACCAGUAAGCUUCUUGGGCGGUCUUUACAUAACCAGGAUAAUUCGCAUUUCUCGAUUUGAGGCCAAUCUCCAAGGCCAAAGGCUCAAUAGUUUUAUAACACAUGUCAAAGGUGACUCUCUUGGAGAGUAUCUUAGAUGAGACAAACAAGAGAACAGCACCUCCACCCUUUUUUCGGUCAUUUCGGUGCAAGUGGUAGCCUGGUAUUAGGAACUGGGAGUGUGGGUAUGAACGAUCAAUUUUAGUCUCACUGACACCCAUAUUUUGUACCUUAUUAUUGAUAAUAUCCUUCAGCUCAUCAAAUUUGUUCUGAAUGCUGUUUAUAUUUAGGUGACAUAAUACACCCUUUGCUGUUCAUUACGAGAAAUACGCAAUCAUUUGCGUGAAACGGAGAUAAAUUGCGCGAACAGACAUUCAUUAGCGCGAAAAUACCAACAUUUGCGCAUAAAUCAGAUUCAAUAGCGCUUUUUCCAUUUUAACACUUUUGGGCAUUCAUAUGCGUCAUUCGGCGUACAAAAAGGGAAAAAUAUACUUAUAUUUACGCUAGUAUGCAAGUCAUUAACACCAGGUUGAAAGUCAAUUGCGACAAUAAACAAACAUUAAAGUGAAAAAACCAUUUAUUAACUUUUCUGCCACACUGUUUGCAAUUCAAUAGAAUUCCUGGACAGCCUUAGUGUGGAUAAAACAAACGUUAAAGCACUUGUACAAACAAUUACGCGUUCUUUAAAUUCAAUAAACAAAAAACGAUUGUUGUGCAUAAAGGUCAUCCUAUCAACACCUGAGGAUGUCCGAGUAAGAAUAGUUUCCCCAGUAACACCCUAG
Porites lobata is the source of this 6284-nucleotide messenger RNA. NCBI's taxonomy places the organism in Eukaryota, Metazoa, Cnidaria, Anthozoa, Scleractinia, Poritidae. The record is from the annotation of a GenBank genome assembly.